CAAUCCUAAUUUAUUUAAAAAAUGAAAACAGAACUGUAUAUGUGAUACUGUUUUAUUCGUAUUUUCUUCUUUUCAUAUUUUAAAAUUUCAAUACAAUUUAUUUAAAAUUGACUGCAUAUUACUGCUGAUGAACGAUGAACGCAACUUUACAAAUUGUCAUGUUUGUGAUGAGGUGUGAAAAGAUCUUCGUUUUGCUGAAAUGAAAUGAUUUCACGUAAAUUGCAAGUUUAAUAGUAUUUUGUGAUGUCAAACUUGUACUUUUAAAGAAAGUGCAGCAAAAUCUACGAAUACAAUACGCCAGUGCCUCAAUAUAAAUGCAACUUAAUAAAUACGAAACCACCGUACACCUAAGUCGAUUCCGAUCGGAUCGAAUGGAGUGAUCAAAUAGAAACUAACGAUGCAAACCAAUCUAAAAACUAAAGAGAUGUUUAUAGUCAGAGCCUUGGAAAAGAUACUAGCCGAUAAGGAUAUCAAAAGGUCCUAUCACAGCCAGUUGAAAAAGUCCUGUGAAGUGGCCCUUGAGGAAAUAAAAGCAGAACUUAAAAAUGGAGGCCAGGUGGAAUCGCCGGAGAGUCCAUCAUCAGGCACUCUUCCGCUGCCCAAGAAUGAUGCAGCCAACAUUAUCACUGCUGAAAAAUACUUCCUUCCAUUUGAACUGGCCUGUCAGAGCAAAGCAGCCAGGAUAGUUGUUACCGCACUAGACUGCCUACAGAAACUCAUAGCCUACGGACAUCUCACUGGAAACAUUCCAGAUUCAACCACACCCAGAAAACUGCUGAUCGACAGGAUUGUUGAAACCAUUUGCAGUUGUUUCAACGGCCCUCAGACAGACGAAGGAGUCCAACUACAAAUUAUCAAAGCCCUCCUAACCGUUAUCACAAGUCAACAUGUUGAAGUCCACGAGGGAACUGUGCUACUUGCAGUUCGCACUUGUUACAAUAUUUACUUAGCGAGCAAAAACCUUAUCAACCAAACAACAGCCCGAGCAACCCUCACACAAAUGCUAAAUGUCAUCUUCACAAAAAUGGAAAACCAGGCAAUUGAGUCCGAGCAUAAUAGUAACCACCCUGAACACCAUAAAAUACCCAAUGGCAACCUUCCAACAGAUGAAUGCCCGACUCAAACAAACAAGGAAACAACUCCACAGGAAGAAGAAAUUGAUGAAGUUUUAGAAGCCAAAAUGAUUGCAAAACAAAUAGUUGACUCUGUUAUAGACAAUGCAAUCAUUAUUGCUACAAAGAAAAACUCUGAGGAGUGCACUCCCAAUGGUCCAGAUAAUAUUGAAAAUCCCUCAGAUAAUUGCAGCAUUUCUCUAGAAAGUAAUGGCCAAGCAAACACUGAAUCAUCCAUGACAAGAAUUCCAUCGCAAGAAAGUGUUGAUGUUGCAUCAGAAAAUGACAACUCUGUAACAGCUAAGUUUACACAUGUCCUGCAAAAGGAUGCGUUCCUAGUCUUCAGGGCUCUAUGUAAGCUAUCCAUGAAGCCUUUACCUGAUGGUACUCCUGACCCUAAAUCCCAUGAAUUAAGAUCAAAAAUCCUCUCUUUACAUCUACUUCUUUCUAUCCUACAAAAUGCUGGUCCUGUGUUUAGAAACAAUGAAAUGUUCAUAACUGCAAUCAAGCAAUACCUCUGCGUGGCAUUAUCAAAAAAUGGAGUCAGCUCUGUGCCGGAAGUGUUUGAACUGUCUCUAGCCAUUUUCUUGGCCUUGCUACAAAACUUUAAGGUCCACCUCAAAAAGCAAAUUGAAGUAUUCUUCAAAGAAAUCUUCAUGAAUAUUUUGGAGACGUCGAGUUCCUCAUUUGAACACAAAUGGAUGGUCAUCCAAGCCUUGACAAGAAUAUGUGGAGAUGCCCAAAGUGUUGUGGAUAUUUAUGUCAACUAUGACUGUGACUUGUCGGCUGCCAAUUUAUUCCAGAGGCUAGUCAAUGAUGUGUCUAAAAUUGCCCAAGGAAGGCAAGCUUUGGAACUAGGGGCCACACCAAACCAAGAGAAAUCUAUGAGAAUCAGAGGCCUCGAAUGUCUGGUGUCAAUAUUGAAAUGUAUGGUAGAAUGGAGUAAGGAACUCUACAUCAACCCCAACAUGCAAACUACACUAGGAGAGAGACCAGUAAAAGAAGACACAGACCAUCAAAGCAUGAAAUCUCAUGGAGGAUCAAGUCUUAGUCUGGUUUCUACAGGAUCUAGUAACAUUGGCAAUAGAGAGACUCUAGAUUCCCCUGAACAGUUUGAAGUUUUAAAACAACAAAAGGAAGUAUGGGAAACAGGUAUAGAUCUUUUUAACAGGAAGCCAAAGAAAGGAGUAACUUUCUUGCAAGACCAAGGAUUACUAGGAACAUCUACAAAGGAAAUAGCUGAAUGGUUAUUAACUGAUGAAAGGAUAGACAAAAUAUUUAUCGGUGAAUAUUUAGGUGAAAACGAUGAUCAUUCCAAAGAAGUCAUGUAUGCUUAUGUGGAUUCAAUGAACUUCUCUAAUAUGGAUAUUGUAGCUGCUUUACGACAUUUUCUAGAAGGCUUCCGAUUACCUGGUGAAGCUCAGAAAAUAGAUAGGUUAAUGGAAAAAUUUGCUGCCCGAUAUUGUGAAUGCAAUCCCAAUAACACAUUGUUUAUGAGUGCCGACACAGUUUAUGUGUUAGCCUUCUCAAUAAUAAUGCUCACAACUGAUUUACAUUCUCCACAAGUGAAAAACAAAAUGACAAAGGAGCAGUACAUCAAACUGAAUAGUGGCAUAAGUGACAAUAACGACCUCCCGCGCGAGUACUUAUCUCAGAUUUACGAUGAAAUAGCUGGCCACGAGAUUAAGAUGAAAACCAUAUCUAAACCAGGAAAACACCUGUUCUCCAAUGAAAAGAAACGUAAACUUAUCUGGAAUAUGGAAAUGGAACAGAUAUCCACUGCUGCAAAGAAUCUGAUGGAAUCUGUGUCACAUGUUCAAACACCGUUCACUACCGCUAAACAUGUGGAACAUGUGCGGCCAAUGUUCAAAAUGGCGUGGACGCCAUUCCUGGCAGCCUUCUCAGUGGGGCUUCAAGACUGUGACGACCCUGAGAUCGCCUCCUUAUGCUUGGAUGGCAUCAGAUGCGCUAUUCGCAUUGCGUGCAUUUUCCAUAUGUCCCUGGAAAGGGAUGCCUAUGUACAAGCUUUGGCAAGAUUCACAUUAUUGACUGCAAAUUCGCCGAUCACGGAAAUGAAAGCGAAAAACAUUGACACAAUAAAAACCUUGAUAACUGUUGCACAUACUGAUGGAAACUAUCUAGGAUACAGCUGGUUGGAGGUUGUCAAAUGCAUUUCACAGCUAGAACUAGCACAACUUAUAGGGACCGGUGUGCGGCCGCAAUUCCUAUCAGGAUCGGGAAGUAAACCACAACCAGAUGCACUCAAAUUCAGCCUUAUGGCAUUAGAUCCUAGUGUCAAAGAGCAUAUUGGAGAGACAAGUUCUCAAAGUGUGGUAGUGGCUGUGGAUAGAAUAUUCACGGGAUCGACUAGACUCGACGGAGACGCGAUUGUUGAUUUUGUGAAAGCCCUAUGUCAAGUUUCAUUGGAUGAGCUCAGCCAUCCCACGAAUCCCCGCAUGUUCUCGUUACAAAAGAUCGUCGAGAUCUCGUACUACAACAUGGGCCGUAUCAGGUUGCAGUGGUCUCGUAUUUGGCAAGUUCUCGGCGAUCACUUCAACAAAGUAGGCUGUAGUAGCAAUGAAGAUAUCGCAUUUUUCGCAGUCGAUUCUUUGAGACAACUGUCUAUGAAAUUUAUAGAAAAAGGUGAAUUCGCUAAUUUCAAAUUCCAAAAAGAUUUCUUGAGACCAUUCGAGCAUAUAAUGAAGAAAAAUAGUUCGCCGACAAUACGAGACAUGGUGGUCCGAUGUAUCGCACAGAUGGUCAACUCUCAAGCGCCGAACAUAAAAUCCGGUUGGAAGAACAUAUUUUCGGUAUUUCACCUCGCGGCCAGCGAUCAAGACGAAGCGAUCGUCGACUUAGCAUUCCAGACUACGGGCAAAAUUAUAACAGAACUGUACGAAAAACAGUUCUCAGCCAUGAUCGAUUCAUUCCAAGAUGCAGUCAAAUGUCUGUCUGAAUUCGCGUGCAACGCUAAAUUCCCCGACACGUCCAUGGAAGCGAUAAGGCUGGUUAGGUCUUGUGCGACGGCCGUGGGCACGUCGCCGCACCUGUUCGCCGAACAUGCUGGGCUCGAGGGGGAGCCCGGUGCGCCUGAAGUGGACAGGGUGUGGUUGCGAGGAUGGUUCCCGCUUCUGUUUUCCCUUUCCUGCGUCGUGAGCCGGUGCAAGCUCGACGUGCGAACGCGAGGCUUGACCGUCCUCUUUGAGAUUAUCAAAACUCACGGCGACUCAUUCCGUCCGCACUGGUGGAGAGAUUUAUUCAACAUACUGUUUAGAAUAUUCGACAACAUGAAACUACCAGAGCAUCAGCUGGAGAAAAACGAAUGGAUGACUACGACUUGCAAUCACGCGUUGUAUGCCAUCGUAGAUGUCUUCACGCAAUACUUUGACAUUCUCGGCUCGCUUCUUCUAGAACAAUUGUACGCACAGCUGCACUGGUGCGUCCAGCAGGACAACGAGCAGCUCGCCAGGUCGGGUACCAACUGUUUGGAAAAUCUAGUCAUAUCCAAUGGAACCAAAUUCGGGGAAGAAACUUGGAGUAAAACCUGCCAGAUUAUGUUGGAUAUAUUCAACAGUACUUUACCUACAACGCUACUCACAUGGAAACCUGACGAGAACGACGACGGCGAGACGCCGCAGGUGCGUCACGGAAUUCUCAAAAAACCUCAAGGCGGCGAUGAAAUUAAAUCUUCGAACCGCAUUUUCAACAGCCUCCUAAUAAAAUGCGUGGUCCAAUUGGAACUGAUACAGACGAUUGACAAUAUUGUCUUUUACCCUGCUACGUCUAGAAAGGAAGACGCGGAAACGUUAGCGCUAGCCGCCGCCGAAUUGACUGGUGGCAUUCCCGGGACUGAGCAGGAAUGUCAGCGCGAAGAGCAAGGCAUGUACCGGUUACUGAGCUCGCCGCAUCUACUGAGACUCGUGGAGUGCUUGAUGUGCAGCCAUCGAUUCGCGAAGACGUUCAACACUAACAACGCACAAAGGAAUGUGCUCUGGAAAGCUAACUUCAAGGGGUCUGUGAAGCCGAACAUGUUGAAGCAAGAGACCCAGUCCCUGGCUUGUGUUCUUCGGAUACUGUUCAAGAUGUACAGCGACGAGGCGCGGCGCGGCCACUGGCCGGCCGUGCAGAAGAGCUUGAUCACCAUUUCCCGCGAGGCGCUCGAAUAUUUCGGCUCGUUGACGAGCGAAGCGCACCGGGACGCGUGGACCUCGAUACUACUUCUCAUCCUCACGAGAAUCCUCAAGAUGCCCGACGAAAGAUUUGCGGCGCACGUAUCCAGCUACUACCCCAUGCUGUGCGAGGUCACCUGCUUCGACCUCAAGCCCGAGCUGCGCACGGUGCUGCGGCGCGUGUUCAUACGCAUCGGGCCCGUCUUCAACAUUAUAUCUAACACGCAAUAAAUUGCUUCUUGGUUUACAAACGAAAUGGCCUUAUAGUUUAGUAGGUUAAAGUAUGACUUUGAUUGUUGAUAAAUAAUAACUAUGGGUGCUCGCGUAAAGCAGGGUUCCGGUACCUACAGGCUGGUGCGGGUACAAUGCCCUCAUCUUAUAUUAUAACUAUUACCUGUCUAUGUGAGAGCUCAUAAGAUAAUAUGGGGCUAUUUUGCCCGCAACAACCUUUAACUAUCGAAAACUACCUCUUUAUUCCAGCACCGUAACUCGAGCCAAGUAUAAGUUUGGUAUCUGUAGAACGCACUUGUUAAAACAAGACAACGCUAUACCACUGGCAUAAAUCUGACUCAUUUAAACUAAAACUUAAGUUUGAACAAAGUCUGAGUGCAGUCUACAGAUCUCAGCUAAAAGUCAGCGCAAACUGGGCAGCAGAAUGCUCCAGCAGUUUUCUAAAUAACUGACUGACUGAUCCAUUGCACAGCUUAUUAUUGAGAGACUCAAUAGCUCAACGGUUAAGCUGCAUGAGACGGGUCUGCCCGCGAAAUUCAAAAAUUUAGUUUUUCGCAAUUUGUAAACUAAUACGACAAAGUAGGCUUAUGGCAUGGUUUAUAUAAAAAUCUUUACUUGAAAGGGGACAGUUUUAUAAAUUAGUUUAUAGUAUUGUCUAAUUUGUGAGUAACUCAUUAUUUUGACUAGUUUCUUAAACAACACUUUCGAGUAAAGAUUUUUAUGUAAUCCUGUGAAGAUGAUACUGCCAUUGUCGGAGUUAGAAUGCCAUAAGCCUACUUUGUCGUAUUCAUUUACAAAUUGCGAAAAACCAAAUUAAAUUUGAAUUUUGCGGGCAGACCCGUCUCAUGCACCUUAAAGGAGCAGACUGAAAAUCGACAGGUCUGCGGUUCACCAGUUGCACUAUUGUCGUAUCUACUCCUAGCACAAGCUUUACGCUUAGUUGGAGGGGAAAGGUUAAUAUUAGUCAUGAUUAACAUGGCUAAUAUUCCUUUUUUUUAAUUAUUAAUUUAUCAAUGAAAACUGCUCUAGCAUUUCGCUGUUCACCUUGUGCUGACUGUAAGGGAACUUAUAUGAUAAAAUAAAUAGUGUUAAAGUAUUCCUAACUAAGCAGAAUGUCUGUUGAGAAAUGAAAACAUUUGUUAAUUUCGUAUAAUUUAAUGUAAUGACAGCAUCAGUACUUCACUAGUAUUAAAAGUGAUCUAUUAUACUUAGGAUGUAGUACAUAGUCUUAUUGUCUAAUUUAUAUAAAUUAUUUGAUCAUCAAAGUUAAAAUUAAAAAUGUAUAAUAAAAAAAUUCAUAGAUGUUGUACCUAUAAAUUAUAGUUUAUUCUGUAUAUUUGAAGUUUUUACGAUAUUUGGGAGGCUGAUUUCACUCACCGCUGCUACUCGCUUUCUCUUUUGUUUCUAGCUAGACUGAUCAAACUGUGAUUGUGAUGUUUUUCACAGCUUUUCGUGUGAUUUUUCCUUUCCAUUUUCUUACUGAGUGAUUUCAGAACUCGCAAGCAAACUGAUUAUAUUGUCACUUAUAAAUAAAAUAAUACAUUUAG
This is a messenger RNA of Maniola jurtina (meadow brown), 7059 nucleotides long. RefSeq names its product brefeldin A-inhibited guanine nucleotide-exchange protein 1 (gene Sec71). Gene Ontology annotation, molecular function: guanyl-nucleotide exchange factor activity. Lineage: Eukaryota; Metazoa; Arthropoda; Insecta; Lepidoptera; Nymphalidae. The coding region runs from base 398 to 5512 and encodes 1704 amino acids. Gene Ontology annotation, biological process: regulation of ARF protein signal transduction. The record is from RefSeq and is a predicted model, not a curated record. The transcript is spliced from 3 exons.